Molecule: messenger RNA, 1616 nt
Organism: Otolemur garnettii (small-eared galago)
Lineage: Eukaryota; Metazoa; Chordata; Mammalia; Primates; Galagidae
Gene: THNSL2
Product: threonine synthase like 2
Exons: 7
Coding region: 187-1107 (306 amino acids)
Biological process (GO): dephosphorylation; 2-oxobutyrate biosynthetic process
Molecular function (GO): pyridoxal phosphate binding
Source: RefSeq, a predicted model, not a curated record
UCCCUGAGCUGCACUGCGCAGUUUCUUCAGUACUUCCUGGAGAAGAGGGAGAAGCACAUCACUGUGGUUGUAGGAACAUCUGGGGACACAGGGAGUGCUGCCAUUGAGAGUGUGCAAGGGGCAAAGAACGUGGACAUCAUCGUUCUGCUGCCCAAAGGUCACUGUUCAAAGAUUCAGGAGCUCCAGAUGACAACAGUGCUGAAAGAGAAUGUCCAUGUGUUUGGAGUGGAGGGAAACAGCGAUGAACUUGAUGAGCCGAUCAAGGCUGUGUUUGCUGAUGUGGCUUUUGUCAAGAAGCACCAUCUGAUGAGCCUGAAUUCAAUCAACUGGUCCCGGGUCCUCGUGCAAAUGGCCCAUUACUUCUUUGCUUACUUCCGGUGUGCACCCUCUCUGGACACACACCCUUUACCCCCUGUGGAGGUGGUUGUGCCAACAGGGGCUGCUGGUAACCUUGCAGCUGGGUGCAUUGCUCAGAAAAUGGGCCUGCCCAUCCGCCUGGUCGUGGCAGUGAACCGCAAUGACAUCAUCCACAGGACUAUCCAGCGGGGGGACUUCUCUUUGUCUGAGGCUGUCACACCAACCUUGGCAUCAGCUAUGGACAUUCAGGUGCCCUACAACAUGGAGAGGAUCUUCUGGCUGCUCUCUGGCUCCAACAGCCAGGUGACGAGAAUCCUCAUGGAGCAGUUUGAAAGGACCCAAAGUCUGAAUCUACCCAAGGAGUUGCACAGCAAGCUUUCAGAGUCAGUGACAUCUGAAUCAGUGUCGGAUGAUACCAUCACCAAGACCAUGUGCCGCUGCUGGGCCGAGAACCAGUACCUGCUGUGCCCCCACUCAGCCGUGGCCGUGAGCUACCAUUACCAGCAGGUGGAUAAGCAGCAGCCCAGUGUUCCCCGGUGCUGUCUGGCCCCUGCCUCUGCAGCCAAGUUCCCAGAAGUUGUCCUGGCUGCCGGGCUGUUCCCUGAGACUCCCGCGGAGAUCCUAGCCUUGGAUCACAAGGAGACCUGCUGCACCCCCAUGAGGAGAGCUGACAACUGGACGCAGAUGCUUCGGGACACCAUUGAGGACCUAAGCCAGCAGUGGAGGGCUCGUGGCCUGAACUCAGAAUAACCAGGCUAGAGUUAGCUUCCCUUAGGCCUCAGACCGCAGGGAGCCGCACUCUCUGAGCUGCCUGUGCACCUUCUCCCCUUAAGAGCUGGCGUAGGAGAUUCUCCAAGGCUGCUCCACUGGGUUUGGGGCCAGCUGGCUUUGCUCUGUUCCAUGGCUGUCCUGUGCUCUGAUCGUGGUGGUGCUGAGCCUCUCACCAGGGAGGCUGGGUGAAGGGUGUGGGUGGUUGCUGAAGUGCCUCCAGCCCCUGCUGGACCUGCUGUAUGUGAACAUUUCAGGGCCUGCAAAUGAAGAGCCUUCGGCACAGGAACAGCCAUAGCUUCGGGGCCUUGGGAUCCCAGACCUGUGAAGGUGAGGGCUGCUCAGCUCCUAAAAGCAGGCCUAAGGCUUACAGUCUGUGAGCCUCAGUUGACCAGGCCCCCAAGCCAACUCUAAGGUCUACCGUAUCAGAGGCUUCCACCCUUUUGAAUGUGGGGAAUCCCUGCAAUAAAGUGCUCUUGCGGUGGAUUGGA